CACCUACUCCGUCUCAGAAGUUUUGGCCUGCCAACAGCAGCUCUCGCCAGAUUUGGGGCUUCGUAUCCCAUUCCCCUUCGGGCAGGUAAUUGCCUGAUGGUUUCGGGGGAGGAGAAGAGACCCGGCAAGGACGGGGUGAUGCCUCCCACCAGCGAAGAUUCCCCCUUGAUCGGUGACAGUUUCGACAGCCUCUCCUCCACCAGCUCAGGGACCCUCUGUGUCCAUCUUUAUCACCACCCAAACUCCUUCCAACUGGCCCCAGACUCAGCCGGAAGCCUGAACUUCACGUACGGGGACUAUACCGCAGAGCAGCUCUGUGUUGCUGCCGCCAAAGUGUGUGGGAUUCUUCCUGUCUACCAUCCCCUGUUCUCCCUGGCCACAGAAGAUCUGUCAUGCUGGUAUCCGCCCAACCAUGUCUUCCGCGUGGACGAGUCAUGUAGCAAAGUGGUGGUCUACAGAAUCAGGUUUUUCUUCCCCAACUGGUUUGGGCUACAAAACUCUUAUCGUUUUGGGCCAGCAAACAGCCAAGAGAAACCUGUACUGGACGGCCCAACACUGGAUUACCUCUUUGCCCAAUCCCGCAGUGAUUUCAUCAGUGGGCAGAUGGAUGUGUCCUUAAAUCUGGAGUCCCAAGAAACGUGUCUUGGCCUAGCUGUGCUUGACAUGCUACGAAUCUCAAAGGAGAGGAAACAGAACCUGGAGGAGACCCUCAGAACAAUGAGCUACAAGGCGUGUCUUCCAGAGAAGUUGCAGAGCCAGCUGCGGACACAACAUUUCUUCACUGCCAUAAGCGCUAGAAAUUACCUUAUGGAGCUGGAGAGUCUACAGGUAGCCCCAAAACAGGAGACCUUCCUGACCAAGGCCCCAUUGGCAAAGGAGGCUACAUGGGUGAUCCAAGUCUCUGGGGAAACAGGGAUCUUCUUGAGUCACAGUGACAAUGAGACCAGCCAGCCAUUGUGCGACUUCCCCGAGAUCACCGAUAUCAGCAUCAAGCAACCAAGCCGAGAUGGUCUGCCAGUGGAGAACCGCAUUGUCAGCAUAACCAAGACAGACAGCCGAGUCCUAGAGAUGGAGUUCCUCACCCUGCAGGAGGCUUUAUCCUUCGUCUCGCUGAUCGACGGCUACUACCGGCUGACGGUUGACACCCAGCACUACUUUUGCAAAGAAGUGGCUCCUCCCUGGCUCCUUGAAAACCUGGAGAACCACUGUCACGGGCCUAUCACGUCAGAAUUUGCAGUAAACAAACUGAAGGCAACAGGCCACGGGGCGGGGUCCUACUUGCUUCGACGAAACCCUGAAGAUUUCAACAGCUACCUGCUCACCAUUUGUAUUGAGAUGCCAAUCGGGAAAGCCUUCAAAAGCCUACUGAUCCAGAAAAACAAAGAUGGGACCUUCUCAAUCGCUGGAAUUCGCAAGAAUUUCUGCAGCUUAAGGGAGCUGCUGGCAGUCUGUCAGCAAUGCAGUCUCCAGGUAGACAGAAUGACUGUCCAGCUGGGCACACACUGCCCCCCACAAUCCAAAGAAAAAUCAAACCUACUGAUAGUGCGGGGUGGCAGCUGCCACAGGCUUCCCACUUCUCCGUCUGCUCCACGCCGGGCCAUCAACCAGAUGAUGUUCCACAAAAUCCAGGCAGAAAACCUGGUCCAGUGUGAGAACUUGGGCCAAGGAACUUUCACCAGAAUCUACCGCGGCAUCAAAGGAGAACAGACCGAGGAGGAGGAAGAGGAAGGAGAGGCCAGGAACCAUGUGACGGAUGUCGUGAUGAAAGUCUUGGACCUCAGUCACUGUAACUGGGUGGAGCCUUUCCUAGAAGCAGCCAGCAUGAUUGGCCAGCUGUCGCAUAAGCACCUCAUCCUGCUUUAUGGAGUCUGCGUGGGAGCGGAAAACAUCAUGGUACAGGAAUACAUCCGACAUGGAGCCCUGGACACUUACCUGAGGAGGAAUCACGCGACUGGCAAGGUGACACCCACGUGGAAACUUCAGAUUGCAAAGCAGUUAGCCUACGUCCUCAGUUUCUUGGAGGACAAGAAGAUUAUCCAUGGCAACAUCUCUGCCAAGAAGGUGCUUCUAGCCCGGGAGGGGGAUGCCUUGAAAAAAAUGCCCCCGUUCAUCAAACUCAGUGACCCUGGAGUCAGCACUGCCCUCCUUUCCAAAGAAUUGUUAAUGGACCGUAUCCCAUGGGUGGCCCCAGAGUGCCUGGAGGACCCCAAGAAUCUUGCUCUGGAAUCAGACAAGUGGAGUUUUGGUGCCACUUUGUGGGAGAUCUUUAACAGUGGGAGCAUGCCCUUGACUGCCAUAGAGCCGGGCUUGAAACUUAAAUUCUAUCAAGACCGCCGCACGCUCCCACCUGUCAAAUGGAUAGAGCUAGCCAACCUGGUAGGCCAGUGCAUGGAUUACAACCCUCAGCAGCGGCCGGCUUUUCGCUCCAUCAUCCGUGACCUCAACAGCCUCAUAACUUCUGAUUACGAACUUCUUUCGGACCUCCCAGCCAUCAACAGCUUUGCAGAGUAUGUGGAUAUUUCCAUGUGCCGGAACCCCACCCUGUUUGAAGACCGCCAUCUAAAAUACAUCUCAGUAUUGGGGAAGGGGAACUUUGGGAGUGUGGAGCUUUGCUGCUACGACCCGCUGGGCGACAGCACCGGGGAGCUAGUGGCUGUGAAGCGGCUGCAGCAGAGCUCACCGGAGCACCGACUGGACUUUGAGCGAGAGAUUGCUAUCCUGCGCUCCUUACACCACGAUUUCAUUGUUGCCUACCGGGGGGUGUGCUAUAGUCGAGGCCGGAACUGUCUUCGCCUGGUCAUGGAAUACCUGCCCAGCGGCUGCCUGCGGAACUACCUGCAGAAAAACCAGGAGCAGCUGGACCUAAAGAAGCUACUGCUGUACGCCUGGCAAGUCUGCAAGGGUAUGGAGUACCUGGGGUCUCAGCGCUACAUCCACAGAGACCUGGCUGCCAGGAACAUCUUGGUGGAAAACGAAAACCGUGUCAAGAUCGGGGACUUUGGCCUGGCCAAAAUUCUUCCGCACGGGAAGGAGUAUUAUGUGGUUCGAGAGCCUGGACAGAGUCCCAUUUUCUGGUAUGCGCCAGAAUCUUUAGCAGACAACAUCUUCUCUCAGGAAUCAGAUGUCUGGAGUUUUGGCAUUGUCCUGUAUGAGCUUUUCACCUACGGCGGCAAGAUUUCAGAGGAAUUUCUUUGCAUGAUGGGGCACAGCAGGCCCCUCCAGAUUGUCUGUCAACUUCUGGAACUCCUGAAGGGGAAUAGGAGGCUUCCUCUCCCGGCUGGCUGUCCCAACGAGGUCUAUGAUUUGAUGCUGUCCUGCUGGGCCUUCAUGCCAAACCAGCGGCCUCGAUUCUGUGACCUGGGCCCCCAAAUCGAGAAAGUGAGAAAUGGUCACAGCAAAUCCCGGAGCUAG
Molecule: messenger RNA, 3411 nt
Organism: Sphaerodactylus townsendi
Lineage: Eukaryota; Metazoa; Chordata; Lepidosauria; Squamata; Sphaerodactylidae
Gene: JAK3
Product: Janus kinase 3
Exons: 25
Coding region: 97-3411 (1104 amino acids)
Biological process (GO): hemopoiesis; cytokine-mediated signaling pathway; intracellular signal transduction
Cellular component (GO): cytoskeleton; cytosol; membrane
Molecular function (GO): cytokine receptor binding; non-membrane spanning protein tyrosine kinase activity; ATP binding
Source: RefSeq, a predicted model, not a curated record